Cynoglossus semilaevis (tongue sole) is the source of this 1719-nucleotide messenger RNA. Its product is annotated as calcium-binding protein 2-like. Gene Ontology annotation, cellular component: cytoplasm. The transcript is spliced from 8 exons. Bases 705 to 1379 code for a protein of 224 amino acids. Gene Ontology annotation, molecular function: calcium channel regulator activity; calcium ion binding. The record is from RefSeq and is a predicted model, not a curated record. NCBI's taxonomy places the organism in Eukaryota, Metazoa, Chordata, Actinopteri, Pleuronectiformes, Cynoglossidae.
UACACAGUAAAUGGUUUGAUUAAACAGUAAAUAUAUAGCAAAAAUAAUCUCUCCUACUCAUACUAUUAAUGUAUGGAGAGGCUGAAUUACUUCAAUUGCGCUCACCUGCGUCCGGUGCUGCACUUGCGUCGCUACUCCAGUGCUCUCCGUCCUGCAGCGCUAACCUCCGCGGCGUCGAGUAUUUUUUAUUUAAUUUAUUUAAGUAAUAUGUAUGUCUUAAAUUUCCAUUAUAAAACUUAUUGUGUCAAAGUCUGAUAGGUGAACUCUACCUAUCGUAAUUGCAUACCGAUACUGAAUGUAUGGGAGGGUAUAAGUGAUGACGUAGUCAAUGGGUUUGUACGCAUGCGCAGUACAUCAAGCAUGCACCCAGCAUGUCAAUUCCUGUACUCACUUCUUUUAUUCCUUGUUUAAACUAUAAAUGGAGACCAUUCAGUAAAGUUUUUUUUAAUUGGCAAAACAGGAAUGAAAUUGAAUCGUCCUUUAGACCUUAAGGUUAGGCUUCUACAUGUUUGGCUUCUUAAUCACUGGCCACACACUCAGCCAGGCAAUUACCUGUUAAGCCUCUAAUGGAGGAAGGUCAAGAGUGGAGAAGGAAAAACAGAGCAGCAAAGUAGAAGUUCCAUACAUGGAGGACCACUAGGCGUCGGCUGUUUUCUUUUCUUCCUUCUCGGAGAGACGAAAUAAGCAACAACACUCUCUUCAGCAUGUCAACAGCAUCAGAGAGAACAUCUUCUACAAACUCUGCAACCUCAAUCUCAGCAGACAGCAAAGAUGGAGACCACGUAUCUGCCUCAUCUGGAGACUCCCCGUCAGGCUCAGUGUCUGAAAAGCCAAAGAAAUCAUUAAAAAAGUCCAAGAAAAAAACAGAGAGUAUGAACAAAGUCUACAUCUCCGUGCUCAGCAGUGUAUUCGGAGCUGAAAGAGAACUGGCUCAAGCUGAGAUUGAUGAGCUUCAAGAGGCCUUCAAGGAGUUUGACUACGACCAGGACGGCUACCUGAACUACAAGGAUGUGGCUGAAUGCAUGAGGACCAUGGGAUACAUGCCUACAGAGAUGGAGCUGCUGGAGAUAGUGCAACAAAUCAAGAUGAGAAUGGGAGGAUUGAUGGACUUUGAGGAUUUCAUUGAGCUGAUGGGCCCGAGGAUGAUGGGAGAGACUGCUGAUAUGCUAGGACUAAAGGAGCUGCAGUCUGCAUUUUUACAGUUUGACCUGGAUGGUGAUGGAAAGAUCAACCAGGAUGAGAUGAAGGAGGCGGUGAAGACGCUGCUAGGAGAGAAGUUGAAGAAAGGAGAGCUGGAGGAGAUCCUCAAGGAGCUAGAUGUAAAUGCAGAUGGAAACAUUGACUUUGAAGAAUUUGUGAUGAUGCUGUCCAUUCGAUAGGAAGACAAUAUGAACAGAAACAGUAGAAAAAGAAUCACAUUACAGUAUGAUAACCUCAGGAAGGUUGCUUGAGUAGUAGUAGCAGUAGUAGUAUGUAAAUGUUAAAAUGUUUAAGACAGUUGGUCUACAGCAGUGGCUCUCCAACUUUUUAUACUCCUACCUAAGAAAACAUUGAUCUCUCUGAGUACCACCAUGAUGACCAACAUUAGAAUAUAGCAGCAUAGGCCUUCCCUGUUAGCUUCCACCACAGGAGAGAUGUAGCAAUACCAAUGUACCAUGUCCCCGCGUACCAUUAGAGAGCACUCACGCACCACUCGUGGUACACACUGGUCUACAGUAA